Molecule: messenger RNA, 1164 nt
Organism: Kickxella alabastrina
Lineage: Eukaryota; Fungi; Kickxellomycota; Kickxellomycetes; Kickxellales; Kickxellaceae
Exons: 8
Coding region: 1-1164 (387 amino acids)
Source: RefSeq, a predicted model, not a curated record
AUGAGCUCUGGCAGCUCGCGCGACCAAAAAGCCUUCAUCACCACAGAGGAGUUUGCUUGCGCUAUCGAUGAGCUCAAGUGCUACGCCAAGCUGGAGGCCGCCGGUAUUGACCGUGCCGUGAAGGUGACGGCAACCAAUAUGAUGUGGACGCGCCACAUUCUGAAUUAUGGCCCGCUCGCUAUAGAGUUCAAGAAAAAUGUUUUCAGGCAAUGCGCAACUACUGGAAAAGUCAGCACAUACAACGACGAUCUCUCUAACCGACCCAUACCCUCACCCACUGAUAUUCAGAAAGUUAGCAAUUCUAGAACCCCGAUGACGUUACCCGAGGAUUCCCUGGAGCUUGAAAACUUUGGCAAGGUCAACCAGCGCAUGGCCAGAUCUAUUGACCAUGGCCUCAGGGCGUUUAUCCCCUUUGACUUGGGCCAUCUACAAUCUGUCAACAGCAACACCCACCGCUGGCUGCCCGCUGACAUUUACGUCAACCCUGAUGGCACCGUCAAAAUCAGAUCGUACAUCAACAACCUCCACCCUCAAGUGCUCAUUAACUUAAAGCACCCGCGGGACCUACAUGGCUGUAUCAAUCUUGAGGACUACGUUUGUCUGUACAAGGAGGGCUGCACUGGACAAAUCUGCCAACCCAAAUAUGACAAUGAUGGAUACGAGAGCCAGUAUGCCUCUGAGAAGGAUUCUGACUGGGACAAUGGCGGUAAAGCCGUGGAUUUCGCUGACAAUGACGGUGGUAAGGGGAAGCCCCGGCGGAUCCUCAUGUACCAUGAUAAGUAUUACACUGAGGAGAACCUCAGCGAUUCCGAAUUUUGUUGGAAUAGAGACUAUAGGGGCACCUUUUGUUAUGAUUCUGACAACUCUGAAGACUCGUACAUAUCUGAGGCUGAAUAUGACGAGUGGCACCACUAUCCCAAGAUUCAAAGCUCAACCUGCAGCUGUUUUAGUGGUGAGAUGUUUGACAUAUACCUAAUGGAAGAAGUCCCUGAAUAUGACGACUGCGACUGGCAUCUUGAUGGCGGAAAUUCUGACCAGACUGUUGCCACUGCUAGCUACUGUUAUGAAACAAAGGCCAUCAAACAUGUGGAAAUGGAGUUCUGCGAGACAAUCCAGCGCAAGGAUUGCCCCAUGGACUCAACGCGCAGGGCCAUAAACUUUUAG